Molecule: messenger RNA, 712 nt
Organism: Aspergillus welwitschiae
Lineage: Eukaryota; Fungi; Ascomycota; Eurotiomycetes; Eurotiales; Aspergillaceae
Exons: 1
Coding region: 155-550 (131 amino acids)
Source: RefSeq, a predicted model, not a curated record
UGAUAAAGUAUUUUGACAGACAGUGGUCUGUUCCAUUAACAGUAGAUAUAAACAGACGGGUAUCCCGUCGGGUAAGUCCUAUAUUACAAGAUUGUUCAAGCCCAGAACCAGCCACCAGUGCUCCUUCCCAAAAAGUGGUAAAAUUGUACAAUAGAUGAAUGGAAGUUCUUUUGUUCUUGUGGAGGAAGCUUGUGGCAUCGCUUCCCAUCCGCGCAUCGAGACAGAAAGGAAUGAGGGGGGUAGAGAAAGAAUGAUGAGGAAGGAUCAAUGCCCGGGAAAUAUACAGAGGGGUGAAGGGAGUUUGACAAAAGGAAAUGGUCGACUGCAGGGGUCAGGGCGUAUGCGGGGAGCUGAGUAUGCAGGUGUAAUGUAUAUAUAUCGAAGGAAUGGUAGCAGACAUUGCGACUCGCGCGAUUGGUAUCAGUGCAAACAGAUGAGCAAUGUGCAGGUGAUGUUAGGAUAUCAAGGAACGAAAGACAUAUAUGCAAGUGGUAUACCGAAAACAAGGUGCGAGGCCGACGGUAUCUAUAAAAGGGCCUUUGGGGUAUGAAAACAGAACCAGACAAAUGAAAGAAACCCGGGCUGAACCAUGGCCUAUACAAACAUGGGUACAAAUCAAAGCGCAGGAUACAUAAGAACAAAGACACAAUGAAAUGGGAGGAAAAAAAACAAAAUGAAAAAAAGAUGAAUAAGCUGCCAACCCUCCGUGGAU